GUUCGUCCCCGCUCGGUGUCAUGAGCUGUCCACGACAGGUGCUGGGUGCGCUGUUCGCGCUGGCCGCCGCCGCCGCCGCCGGCCGGCUGCCGUCCACACUGCGGCUCGAUCAGCUGGAGAGGACGCGGCUGAGCGAGCCGCGGCUGGGGCGCGUCCGGCUCGACGAGCCGCGGCUGGUGGCGCCGCAGCUGGAGGAGGCUGGCGUGCCGCUGGAGGAGGAGCCGGCGCUGUGGUCGGCCGAACCGACCAGGAGGGAGCAGGAGAGGGAGCUGGACGGAGCAGAGGACCGGCUGGAGCAGGACGGAGGCGAGGAGCGGCUCCGCCGGAACCGGCACCGGAAACGGAAGAGGCCGUCGGCCGAGCACCUGCUCUACCUGCGCAGCCGAGACUCGACGUGCCCUCGGUCGGCCAGUGGCGAGGAGCAGUUCUUCUGCGCCUCACACCACCCGAGCGGGGAGCGCGCCUGCGUGGGCAUGGCGCGGCUCUGCGACGGCGUGCCCGACUGUCCCGAGGCUGAGGAUGAGCUCGCCGUCGCCUGUCUCUUCUAUAAAGCGCUCUCCCACAACCUGGAGAAGAUGACUGGGAAGGUUCUGCAAUUGACGGCACACCACCGACACCGACUACGGUAGAAGACAGAGUUUCCACCAGACCACAGAAACGAAAAAUCGGCGGGACGAAGUCCUGGUCCGGAUGAAAGGGCAGCUCGGAGCGGGCUGUCCUAGAGCGUGCGCCAGAUCACUGCACGUGGGCGACAACUCGCUGAAUUGGAGCUCUAUCCUCCGGAUCAGGCGAACCGGACAGAGGGCGAGCUCCUGUAGUUUUCGCCCUGCGUCAUCACGAACCAAAGGCUGCUUCACCAUCCAAUUAGAUAUGAGAUAUCUAUAGGAAAAGAAUAGCGAGCAAAAGCGAUAUAUCGCGAGAGGUUAUUCGAAAGCAUUCUAUGCAUCGCGGUUGGCAACAUUUUUAUGCCAGUGCGUUCAGUUAGUCUAUAGCAUCGUUAUUCUUUAAUAUAUGUUUGACAUCUCAACUCGGGCCGAUAAUCGGGCAGCUGGUAGUGUGUGCUCCCGUCUGUGUAACCAGGUCUCUGGGACAGUGUCAGUAGCCCCACCGGAAAGAUAUCACGUCCCUUCCGCCAAAACGAUCUCCACUUGCGCAUCUCAUUGUGUGUCCUAGUUCUCAUGACCGGCAUGCUUCCUCUGUGGUAUGGCUGCGAUGACGUGAGCGCGCUGUUAAUUUAUUAUAGUGCUGUGAUCUGUCUGUGACAGUUGGAUAAAGCCCAGCGCAGUUACUGCUGCAAUAUGGCUCUCGGUGUAUGGCCGAAAAUACCAGCUGCCUACCCUGGUGUAAAUACUUUGUUACGAAUGCACAGCGCUAACGCUGACAGCGAGUGUUAUGUUUGGAUGGUUUUGUAAUGGUUUAUGCAGCCGUGUUGCCUACUCAAAAGCAUGAGCGUCGGCGUGGGUGAUGAAGCGCCGUCUGCGUUGUCUUUGAAUGAGCGAUCACAAUAGCGUGAAUUAACAAUAUUAAAUGUGUCAUGCUGUUCGUGAUGACGCCAUCUGUAGGAAUGCGACUGCGAACUAAUACGGUAGCUGAGGAGUCGCGGAGGUUCCGACAGGGCAUUCUGGAAGAGAUCUGUUUGCGCAGAGAUAACCGUGGAUCGAUCGAUCGAUCCGGAUAGGAUGGGCCGAAACACAGAGCCAGUGCAUGCAGUGGAGAGGGCGUUGCUUUCAAUAUCUGUGAACGAUGGGAGUCAUCUUCAUAAUGUGGUGUGAAUGCCGCGCAGACGCAUGAAAUACAUUAUUCACGUACGAAC
This is a messenger RNA of Amphibalanus amphitrite, 1813 nucleotides long. RefSeq lists its product as uncharacterized. Gene Ontology annotation, molecular function: transmembrane receptor protein tyrosine kinase activator activity; protein binding. Gene Ontology annotation, cellular component: terminal bouton. Gene Ontology annotation, biological process: positive regulation of MAPK cascade. Bases 21 to 629 code for a protein of 202 amino acids. The transcript has 3 exons. The record is from RefSeq and is a predicted model, not a curated record. Lineage: Eukaryota; Metazoa; Arthropoda; Thecostraca; Balanomorpha; Balanidae.